CAUGUUCAUGUAUGAAAAUUGACAUUAAUUAUCUCAUCCCCUCAACCCUUUGAUUUUAUGAAUAUUUUGAUCAUCAAUAAUCUGUUGAAUUGCAUUGCCCUAUAGAGAGUAUUUCACCAACAAAGCCACCUGUGGUCUGUAAGUUUAAGUGCUCAAGAAAAAAUCAUGUGUGAAUGUGCGGUUAUCACCCCUCUGCACGAUAACCGGUGCUGAUAACAACCCCUUUUAGAUUUAUGUAAGUAACGUGUCGCUGUUUCUUAUCUCCUGCUCAACCUGUUUACAACUUCGUGAAAAUUCUGAUAAAGCUUUUAAGAAGAGGAGCUGUGCAACCUUUGAUCCUCAUUUUUGAAGUGUCCAACUGUCCAGUUGUUUUACAAAGGAAUUGCAUCUUUUUUGCCUAGUCACCAAACGUCUUUUUACCAAACAAGAUGAAGAUUGUUAUUUCUCAGCUGCUUAUGCGUGGAUCCAGGACUCUAGCUGCCAGAAGCUGUGUAGUUGACUCAAUAGGAGCAAAAUUGUUUUAUUCAACUCAAGGCAAAUAUCAACAUAUUUUAUCAGAUGUAGUCGGAGAAAAGAAAAAUGUUGGGUUAGUCACAUUGAACCGACCAAAGGCUUUAAAUGCGCUUUGCGAUGCCUUGGUGACGGAGUUAUCACAAGCAGUUUCUGCCUUUGAUGCGGAUCAAACGAUUGGUGCCAUCGUUAUAACUGGAAAUGAAAAAGCAUUUGCAGCUGGUGCUGAUAUAAAAGAAAUGUUAAACACAACGUACUCAAGUAACGUCAAAGGUGGGCUUCUAGAGCACUGGAACAAGGUUAGCGAAUGUCGAAAGCCUGUAAUUGCUGCUGUCAAUGGAUAUGCGUUGGGCGGAGGAUGUGAGUUAGCAAUGAUGUGUGACAUCAUCUAUGCUGGAGAGAAAGCAAAAUUUGGCCAGCCUGAAAUAGCCAUUGGAACCAUUCCCGGAGCUGGCGGAACUCAACGUAUUGCAAGGAGCUGUGGUAAGAGCAAAGCCAUGGAAAUCUGUCUGACGGGUAACCAGUUCACAGCGCAAGAAGCAGAAAAAAUGGGCUUGGUCAGCAAAAUUUUCCCUCCAGAUCAGCUUUUGAAUGAAACCAUCAAACUAGGAGAAAAAAUAGCAUCACAUUCACCUAUAAUUGUGGCUCUGUGCAAGGAAAGCGUAAAUACAGCCUAUGAAACAACUUUGAAACAAGGUCUUGUAUUUGAAAAGCGAACUUUCUAUGCAACUUUUGCAACGGAGGACCGCAAAGAAGGCAUGCAAGCGUUUGUGGACAAGAGAGCACCGAACUGGAAAAACAACUGAAUCUCUUUUAAGGUCACUCAUCUGUGUGCGAUGCAAUCUGCGAACCGUAAGACUUUUAAGUUAAGUUGAAAUUGGGAGAAAUAGUUGCUGCCAUUUGUAUUUUUAUCAUCAUCUCUUCAACUUUUCUCUAGUUUUGGUUAAGUUUUUUAAUUUUAAGUGUUGAAGCUGUCAUAAGCAUAUAAGGGAAAGACUCAAAAUUGUGUGUUGUUGGAUUUUAAUUAUAAUUAAGGUUUUUUCCCAGGGAAAGUUAUAUUUUUAUAAAUAAAAUACUCCUUUUUUA
Messenger RNA from Bemisia tabaci, 1596 nucleotides. Its product is annotated as probable enoyl-CoA hydratase, mitochondrial. Lineage: Eukaryota; Metazoa; Arthropoda; Insecta; Hemiptera; Aleyrodidae. Gene Ontology annotation, cellular component: mitochondrion. Gene Ontology annotation, molecular function: catalytic activity. The record is from RefSeq and is a predicted model, not a curated record. Gene Ontology annotation, biological process: fatty acid beta-oxidation.